AUGGCGUCAGUAAUCAAAGACUUGAACUUGAGUGAAUCCGAAAUCGAUGCUUUCAUUAAACAUUAUCAUACGGCUGAUUGUACAUUCCUACGGAAUAUCCCGUCGGCCACUGUGAAUUACGAAAGUGCAGAUCAUCGAUUAAGGAUCAAAUUGGAAUGUCAGGCACGUAAUCGUUUUUUCCGUGAAGAACUGCAAAAGCUGCCAACUGAUGAAGAUAUUAUGUUAUUAGGUGUGACUUACGAAAAUAGUAUGUCAAAUAAUGUUACUUUGAUCAAACAUCGUCGGCUCGGUCCUUGGCCUCCUGACGAGAGUAACGCUAAAGUCCAGAUGGUUUUUCAUGGAAUGUUAGAAAAACAUUCUUGUUCCUCAUCAGAAGAUGGUUUUAAACUGAUCGGUUACUUUGGAUAUCAGGCAUGCGUUGCGUCAUGUAAUGCUGCAAUUCGUCGUUUAGUUUCUGUAAAAUUAUUCUUGGAUUUACAUAUUGCGAACAAAAAAGAUGUAUAUGGAAGAAUACCUAUCGAUCUUGUUACGAAUUUUGUGCGAACGAAGAAAGAUAGGAUUAAUAAAAUGAUAGGCUUAAGUUACUAUGAUUCAUCGAGGAAGGGUUAUCUUACGCCGGAGGUAGUAUUAAAUAUGUUGUUUUUUUUUCAGAAUGAUGAUCAAGGUUAUUAUUUGUGCAUGGCUACUCGCAAAUUCUUCUUCUUUUUGGACCCAGUGCGGCAGAAAAAAAUAAUGAUCACUGAUAUUAUUGCGAGCAAAUUACUUGAUGAAAUGGAAAGUGUGGAAGAAGCUUCGUUAUUGGAGCUAGAAAAAGAUAGCAUAGGAGAAUAUUUUAGGUUUUCGAAAGCAAACUUCAUUCGUAUCAGAGAAUCUUAUAAAGUAUUAGAUUUAGACUCAAAUGGUCUUUUGAGUUUGGACGAGAUGACAAAUUUUCAGCGCCUUACGAAUACUUUUAUUCAAAGGAUCUUUGAAGUACAACAAACAUAUUACAAUAAUGAGAUCGAUUUGAAUGGAUUUUGUGAUUUAUUGCUUGCAAUGCAAUAUAAAUCGGAUAGUUCAGCUCUAAGUUAUUACUUUCGAAUAUUAGACGUUGAUGGAGAUGGAUUUUUGAAUGCUGCAGAUUUAUACUAUUUUUACAGAGACAUUGCUGAAAUGUUGGAUUCUUGUAUCGCGGAUGAUGAUGCUUCGCAAAAAGCACCACCUUUUAAUGAUGUUAAGGAUGAAAUAUUUGAUAUCUGUCGGCCGAAAGAUCCGCUUAGAAUAUCGCUAAAGGAAUUGAUAGCCUCAGGGAAAGGAGGCACAAUUGUCGGUAUGCUGACAGAUUUAGAUGAUUUUUUAAAUUACGAAAAUCGUGAAGGCGUUGUUUAUGAAGAAUGA
Molecule: messenger RNA, 1377 nt
Organism: Dracunculus medinensis (Guinea worm)
Lineage: Eukaryota; Metazoa; Nematoda; Chromadorea; Rhabditida; Dracunculidae
Source: the annotation of a GenBank genome assembly